GCAGAAACCUGACAAGACAUGAAAAAUAUUGUUUUCUUCUGUGUACUUUGGUUUGGAAAUAUGCAAAUCACUUUCAGUGAUGCAUCACUACAAGGAUCUUCUGAUCUGCUGAGAGUUCAGAAAGGAGAAAGCAUCAUUCUGAACUGCAGCAUGAGAAACCGAUAUGAAGUCGCCUGGUAUCACCUCAGAGCUAGCCGAUUCAAACUUAUGAUUUCUGCACAGACAGACAUAACAGGGAGAAAAUUUCUGACCACCUACAAUCAAAACUUUACUCGUCUGAAAAUCACUGCAGACACAUGGAUCACCAGAGCCACGCUAGAGGUUUCUAGAGUAACAGAGUCAGAUUCAGGCUUUUAUUUCUGUGGAACAAGGUCUAACACGACAGAGAUGCUCUUCGACAAACCCACCAGACUAGAGAUCGAGGGUCAGCAUGCAGAGGAUCGGAGUACCGAACUGCCAAAAGAAGCUGACAACACAGAUGAGGUGACGCUGACGGAGCGUGUGCUGAUGUUCGGUGGCAUUGCUCUGGCUGCGUUUGUGUUUUUUCUGGCUACAGUCAUUGCAGGAGGAAUCCUUCACUAUCGCGGUUGGCAGAAAGGAUGGAGCGCAGCUGGUCUGGCUGAUCAAAAAUUACCUAAGUGACACAUUUAUGUGCUUUAUUUUAAAGUCACAAUAUAUCCCUGGCUCAGAUGUUUUCUCCUGCUGGCCAGAUCUUUCACUUUAGAAAAGCUGAGAUGUUGCAAAUGUCACCUUUUUCAGCACCAGUGAAAACUAAAUCUUAAUAAUUCUGUUUUUCUGUCUUUUUAACCUAUCUUUGUUCAUUGUCUCCUAAUGUGAUCUUGCUUAGGGAUUUUAAUAUUCGUAUUGAUAAUGCAGAUAGUGUAUCAAACAGCUUUGGUUUAAAACAAUUUAUAAAUUUUCCUACCCAUUUAAAGGGUCAUACGCUGCAUGGAUCUUAUGUGUUGUUCAGGUGUAGUUCCUUAUAAUUGCACAUCAUAAUUUCCGAUGUGUCUUUGUCAAAUCAUAUGCUGGUGUCCUUUAAUGCUCAGUUACCUGUAUUCAA
Sinocyclocheilus grahami is the source of this 1063-nucleotide messenger RNA. RefSeq lists its product as uncharacterized. The coding region runs from base 19 to 642 and encodes 207 amino acids. The record is from RefSeq and is a predicted model, not a curated record. Lineage: Eukaryota; Metazoa; Chordata; Actinopteri; Cypriniformes; Cyprinidae. The transcript is spliced from 4 exons. Gene Ontology annotation, biological process: response to bacterium.